Cucurbita pepo subsp. pepo (vegetable marrow) is the source of this 789-nucleotide messenger RNA. The record is from RefSeq and is a predicted model, not a curated record. Lineage: Eukaryota; Viridiplantae; Streptophyta; Magnoliopsida; Cucurbitales; Cucurbitaceae.
AUGUCGAAACAAAUGUCGUCACCACACGAAGUUGCUGGAAGAGAUGUGACAACGAUAAGGAGUGGAAGGGAGGGGAGUGUAAUGCUUCAGUACCUGUUACUCACAAAGAGUAAUUAUGCAGCAUGGUCGAUAAGGAUGCGUGUUAACUUACAAGCACAGAGUGUGUGGGACGCCAUUGAGCAUGGUGAUGAAGUUGAAGAGCGUAAGGAUAAGAUGGCUCUUGCCGCCAUCCUAAACAGUCCCAGAGACGUUCUUCUCAUGUUGGCAGAGAAGGACUCGGUAAAGGCAGCAUGGGAGACGCAGCAAACAAUGCAUGUUGGUGUAGAACGUGUCAAGGAAGCAAAUGUGCAGACCUUGAAGAAGAGCGACGUGGUGGAGGAGAUCUCUGUCGUCAAAAAGUUCAUUCGAGUAGUUCCCCCAAUAUUCAUGCAGAUUGUUACCUCCAUCGAGCAGUUCGGUGACCUCAAGAACAUGUCGGUUGAGGAGGUCGUUGAGUGCCGCAACAAGGAGUGUGAUGAGGAGACAAACCUCAUGUUCUUGGAUGAUGAAGAGCCCACAUUGAUAUUGGCCGAGAAAAUGCCCAACCUGUUGAUGCUCAAUAAAGAGAAGGUUAUGGUGAACCCCUUCAUAAAUGGAGAAGACCAAGUGGAGACUAGCAUGUGGUACCUAGACAACAGAGCGAGCAAUCACAUGACCGGAGAUCGAACAAAAUUCAAGGAGCUUGAUGAGAAGUUCACUGGAAAUGUGAAGCUUUGCGACAGAUCAAUUGUACCGAUCCAAGGCAAAUGA